UCGUUGUUUCUGAUCUUCCUCGUAGAUUUCGAAUUGGAGAUUAUCUGCUCCUUCUUUCUCGGAGAUUCUUAGAUAUUUUUUGAAAUAGAUUUGAUUUGGGAGAUAGAAGAGGCUAAGACACUAAGUGUGGUGUGAAAGAGAGAGUCCAUAUCAACAUUAUGACUUCUCAGAAGCCGACCACUUCCGAGGGAGGAGUUGUGUCCCGAUCUGCCAGGACCUCCUUCCGUGCUUUCUCUAACUGCCUUCGUGUUAUUUCCUCUGGUGCCUCCUCCGUUGCUCGCUCCGCCGCUUCCUCCCUUAACCGUGACACUGAAUCUCCCAAGGAUCAGGUACUAUGGGCGGGGUUUGAUAAGCUAGAGAAAGAGGAUGGAGAUACUCGAAGACUUCUCCUACUUGCAUUUCACUCUGGUUUUCAAAUUUGGGAUGUUGAAGAUACAGACAACGUCCAUGUCAUUGUCUCUGCUCAUGAUGGGCGAGCAUCCUUUAUGCAAAUCCUACCCAACCCGGAGGUGGAUUUAGACGACGUGUUUUCUGAGAGCCGUCCGCUUUUGGCUGUGUGUGGUGACAGUUCUUGGGAUGAGAAUUCGAGUAGACAGAGCGUUUCUGACAACAACCCUGGAAGCGAAACUGUGGUGGUGGUGCCUACAAAUGUGCAUGUCUACUCGUUAAAGUCUCAGUCCUAUGUGCAUACGUUGAAGUUUCGGUCUAUCAUCUAUACGGUUAGGUGCAGUUCUCGGAUUGUUGCUGUCCUACAAGCAGCUCAGAUACACUGCUUUGAUGCGAAAACAUUGGAGAAGGAAUACAUGAUUGUCACUAACUCCAUCGCCUAUGGAUCCUUGGGUGUUGGAUAUGGUCCUCUCGCCGUUGGUCCGCGAUGGAUUGCCUAUAGCGGAAGCCGUGUUGCUGAGUCAAGCUCCACGCUUUUCGCUCCGGAGCUUAUCACACUGUCAUCAUCACCCAAUGUUGCACAAUUUGCAAUGGAUUCGAGCAGACAGAUCGCUUCUGGGAUCUUGAAUAUUGGUUUGAGAGGCGUUGGAGUUACUAGUAAUGACAAUGUGCCAGACGAGGAUAGCAUAGGAAUGGUUAUAAUCAAAGAUAUCAUAAGCAAAAGCGUCAUAGCUCAGUUUAAGGCACACAAGAGUCCUAUCUCAGCUCUGAGCUUUGAUCCAAGCGGCAUGCUUUUGGUUACUGCUUCGAUUCAGGGACACAAUAUUAAUGUCUUCAGGAUAAUGCCGAUAACUUCUGCACAUAGUGAUGUGACCGGAGCCUCGUUUGUGCAUCUGUUCAGGCUUCAGCGUGGUUUUACUAAUGCGGUGAUACAAGACAUUUGUUUCAGCAAUGAUAGCAGUUUGAUAGUGAUAAGCUCUUCAAGAGGGACAAGUCAUAUGUUUGAGAUCAAUCCCCAUAGAGUGGGGAAAGCUCCGGUUCCUCUGUCAGCGGUUAAUAGGAUAAGAAGCGGAAACAUGAGCGGAUGGAUGGGAACUAUGAGCGGUGCUGCAGCUGCAGCAGCUGGAAUGGUUGGUGGCUCUCUAACUGGUGCAACCGCAUCGACUUUCUGUUACUGCGUUGAACAGAACAAGAACAACCGCUAUGGUUCUGCUGCUUCUGGCAAUAGCUCAAAGAGGAGGAGUCUUCUGGUGUUUGCUCCUUCUGGAUGUAUGACACAGUAUCCUGUUGGGGGUAGUCAUGAGGCUGCGGUCAUGACGGGGUUGAAUUCUGAGUCUGGUUCAGAGAUUGAACCAAUAAGAAGGUGGUCCAUGAUACAGAACCAGUCUAGAAGAGAGAUGCAAGAUCAGCACAGUGACAUAUAUGGAGGUGGGACAGUUUCUGAUUCUAAAAGUAAAGUGUUUCCAGAGAUUGUCAGGAAGCAGAGUGGUGAGGAAUCUUGGAAAGUGACUAAGAAUGUGGAGGAUAGGCAUCAGCUGUACAUGUCUGAAGCAGAAUUGCAAAUGUAUCAGCCGUCUGGGCUACCGUUAUGGGGAAGGCGACAUUUUAGGUUCCAAGAGUUGGUGUUGAACCGGGAUGAUGCAGAGAGGAAUGGUGGAGGAGGGGAGAUGGAGAUUGAAGGAAUCCAAACUCGAACGAUUGAAGCAAGAACAAGAGAUUUGGUUCCAGCCUGGGGUUAUCUCCACUCUCCUAAAUCACAACAAGUGAUGAAAGAAUCAAUGCAGAGUCCAAGGAACACUACACUAGGUGAUCAAGUGGCUCUUGUAGAGGAUCAUGGAGCAGAUUCUGAGCUCGGAGUUGUACAUAGCAAAGAAGAGAGAUCGAGAUCAGAAGAAGAGGGCUCGAGUUCUGAAGAAGAUAGCUCGAUAUCAGAAGAAGAGACUCACAGCAAGUUUGUACAUAAUGAAGAAGGUAUUGCGGAGGAGAAGAAGCUUAAUGAAGAUGAGGAUGAAGAGGACAUCCAUUAGAAGAAGGUGAUGUUGUUUUUGGUUCGUUUUUUUUUUCACCACAGACUCAG
Messenger RNA from Raphanus sativus (radish), 2464 nucleotides. Its product is annotated as autophagy-related protein 18f. Gene Ontology annotation, cellular component: cytoplasm. Gene Ontology annotation, molecular function: protein binding. Bases 159 to 2414 code for a protein of 751 amino acids. Gene Ontology annotation, biological process: autophagy; response to starvation. The transcript has 7 exons. NCBI's taxonomy places the organism in Eukaryota, Viridiplantae, Streptophyta, Magnoliopsida, Brassicales, Brassicaceae. The record is from RefSeq and is a predicted model, not a curated record.